Drechmeria coniospora is the source of this 1983-nucleotide messenger RNA. Its product is annotated as fungal specific transcription factor domain protein. The coding region runs from base 1 to 1983 and encodes 660 amino acids. The record is from RefSeq and is a predicted model, not a curated record. Lineage: Eukaryota; Fungi; Ascomycota; Sordariomycetes; Hypocreales; Ophiocordycipitaceae. Gene Ontology annotation, biological process: DNA-templated transcription. Gene Ontology annotation, molecular function: zinc ion binding; DNA binding. The transcript has 6 exons.
AUGCUAUGCCAUCGAGUCCGAGUCGACGUGGCUAACUUUCUCGGCAGUGUGAUCAAUGCCGUCUGCGCAAGUGAGCGCAAGAUAGACCAGAUCGAGUCCCGUCUCGGCAACAUCGAAUCGCUUCUCAAAAACAUCGCCUCGCCGACGGCCCCGUCCAUCCUGGUCGACCACCGCGGCGGCGCCCCCGUCAACACGCCGGGCACCGGCAGCAGCGUCCUCACCGCGGCCUCGACGGCCGACUACGAGAGCAGCGAGGAGGAGUCGGCCUUUGGCGGCGACACCGGCCUCACCGCCCACACCACCUUUGCGAGCGAGUUCCUCGAAAAGGCCGUUCGCAGGACCUCCCUGCGCGAGGUGAACCCCAAGAUGGAGGCGGCCCUGCUCAACCUGAGCCAGCUUGUCGAGAUGCAGAAGCGCCGGUCCAUCAGCCACGGUCCUCGCUUCCCGCUGCAGAAGCCCGUCCCUCCCGGAGGCAUCUGCAAGCUGCCGAUGCCGCCCAUGGCCGCCGUCGUGAACCUGCUGAAGCAUGCCAAAUCCGCACCCCCGACCCUCUUCACCAUCAUGUGCUCCCUCGUCGGCCUCUCCGACUUCUCGAGCCUCUGCCGGCUCGUCUACUUUGCCACCGAGGACUUUUCCGACGCCACCUUCACCAUCGUCAACGCCAUGCUGUACAACCUCUUCAUGGAGCAGCACUCGCUCGCCACCGAGCCCCUGGUCCGCGACGAGUACCACUCCUACAUGCAAAUGUGCCGCGCGAACCUCGAGACGAGCCUCGCCAACACGCCUCUCUUCCUCUCGGCCAAGGUCGAGAACGUGCAGGCUCUCCUGCUCGGCGGCCUGUACGCCGUCGACGUCUCGCGUCCCUCGGUCGCCUGGCACCUCAGCUGCAUGGCCGCGCAGCUCUGCCAAACCGCCGGGUACCACAGGUCGGCAACGCUCAUGUACGACUCGCCCGCCACCGCCAAGCUCAAGCGCAUCCUCUUCUGGCACGUCUACACCCUCGACAAGGGCCUCGGCCUGCGGCUCGGACGCGCCCCCGUCAUCCACGAGUGCGACAUUGACAUUCCGCGCGUCUUUGAGUUUGACGGCUUCGGCGAGUUCGAAUCGUCGUCCAUCCCGACCUUGUGGGUCAAGAUUAGCUAUCUGCAGAGCCGGAUAUACGAGCAGCUAUACAGCCCCGCCGCGCUGGCCAGUCCGCAGGAGGAGCUCAUCGAACGAGCCAAGGCGCUCGCGAGGGACUGUCGGAAGCUCGAGGUCGAGGCCGAGCAGUGCCGGGAGCAGGUCUACAACUACCUCCGGGCCGUCAACUCGUCCGACGUCGUCGACAUUUUCCUGCGGGGCGACGAAGUCCAGUUUCAAGUCACGCUCACGCUCGUCUACCGCGUCAUACCGGCGCCCGAGGGAUCGGCGAGUCGCUUCUGCGACGAGUGCCUCGAGGUCGCCCGCAAGGCCAUGACGGUCCACCAGCAGUGCGUGCAGCUGGCGAAUCUGGGGAGCUAUUUCCGCUCCAUCUACGUUCAUUGGAACUUGCUCCUAACGCCCUUUGCUCCGUUUUUCGUCCUCUUCUGCUACAUCAUCGAGACGUCGUCCCUCGACGACCUCCGAAUCCUCCAAGAGUUUGUCGCUUCCCUCGACGAGGUCAGGGACUCGUCGGAGACGAUCGAGAAGCUCUACCGGCUCUGUCGGGUCAUGUGCGACGUCGCGGGCCUCUACGUCGAGGCCAAGUCGCAGCAGCAGGAGGACCAGACGAUGGUGCCGAUCGGCGACGAGUUUGAAAUGUACCUGAGCCAGCUCGGAUUCAUGUCGACCGAAGAUCAAGCCAUGAGCCACGCGCAGAACAAUGGGGGGCCGCCACCGGUGAAUGGACGGGUGGCGCAAAUAGCCGACUGGUUCUCGGGCAACCGAAACAUGAUGGGGCUUCUGGAAGAAGACCUGUCGCAGAUCGAGUCGUAUCGUUGGAUGCAGCAAUCUAGCUCUAUAUGA